AGAGAAAAUAUGGGCAGCAAUUCCAAAACAAAAAUGGACAUCGACCCCGACUCCGACUCCGACUCAAUAGAAAUUACCUCCGUGCUCCUGGGCUAUGCAGAGAAAGAAUCCACAGGCGAUACCUCCAGCCAUCUCGGUGGUGAACCAGUAACGUUUCCCUUCCAUUCCCACCCCUUCUUCACCCUGACUCUUUCGAAUCCCUACAAGUUCACUAACUCGCUGACCAUUGUGUGGUUACAGACAUGGCUACACCCCAAUUCACCCCCAGAUCCUCGACUAGCCAAGUGCGAGCAUUGCAACAAGAUGAUGUCGCUGAUACUGCAACUCAACGGCGAAAUCCCCGAGAGCCCGCACGCGAGGAUGUUCUACCUGUUUGCUUGUAUGACAAAGACAUGUCGGCGGAGGAGGAAUUAUGCAAAAGUGCUUCGAGCAGUGAUGCGCUCCACGGAGAUGCCAAAAGAGCCUGAGCUACCUGUUAACGCCCCCAAGAAGGAAGACUUCCCAGGGUUCGAAAAGCAGGCGGUUCAACAUGGGGACUUCCUUUUUGGUGGAUCGUCGAAACCAGCUGCUCGAUCGAACCCGUUCUCACUGGGAUCUACGGCGAGUAACUCAAACCCUUUCUCCACACAGUCCGCAGCGAAUAACGCAAACCCCUUCUCUUCAUCUAUUACCACCCCAAAUCCACCUUCCUCACCCCCGGCACAAAAAUCACCACAUGCAGCUCCACAAACCGGCACAGAGUCCUUAACAAAGUCCUUCGCCGAAACCCUCAAACUCGCCGAAGGUGGUCUCCCUUCCCACGAAACUGGAAACACCCGGUACUUCGGCCCUGCCGAACCCUGGCCUGAGAAACUCCCCCAUGAAUACCCCCUCUUCUACCUAGACGCCGAAUACGAAGCUAUAGAGAAAACCAUCGGCUUGAAAGCCCACCAACUCAAGAAGUACGAAAGAUUAAUCUCUCAGGCCGAAAACGAUGAUGACGAAAAAGAAGGCGAGCCUGGCCAGGGCAGUAACACCCCUUCCAAUGAUCAGAUUGACGACGACGUAUUCCAGAGAUUCGCCGACCGGAUAGCGAACAAUCCCGAGCAGGUGCUGCGGUACGAGCGUGGGGGCGCCCCGUUGUUCUACGCGGUGUCGGACGAUGUUGGGAGGCUGCUGAAUCCGAACGAUGAGGGAUUCCUAGCUACGCGGAUACCCAAGUGCGGAAAUUGUGGAGGCUCUGUGAGGGUGUUUGAGUUUCAAAUCACGCCUCACGCCAUCGCUGUUCUUGAGGGUGAUGAGGCAGGUUUCGACGGGAUGGAUUGGGGGACUAUCAUGGCUUUCACUUGUAAAUGCGUGCCAAAGGUUCUGGACAGGAACGGGGUUGGGUAUGUUGAGGAGUAUGUUUCCGUGCAGUGGGAGAAACAGAGGUAGCCCGACAAACCUGUCGUAAC
Molecule: messenger RNA, 1433 nt
Organism: Tuber aestivum (summer truffle)
Lineage: Eukaryota; Fungi; Ascomycota; Pezizomycetes; Pezizales; Tuberaceae
Source: the annotation of a GenBank genome assembly